Molecule: messenger RNA, 920 nt
Organism: Raphanus sativus (radish)
Lineage: Eukaryota; Viridiplantae; Streptophyta; Magnoliopsida; Brassicales; Brassicaceae
Product: late embryogenesis abundant protein 47-like
Exons: 3
Coding region: 86-646 (186 amino acids)
Source: RefSeq, a predicted model, not a curated record
ACCUAUAUAAAUUCCAAAACAUUACAAGUAUAUAUUUUGCGUAGAACACAAGGAAACGAGAGGACUUUAGGGUUGACCAAACAAAAUGAGCCAAGAACAGUUGGAGAAGAAACCUAUAACUCAUGACGUAAAAGAAGAGGCCCAAAAGACUCCGGCAACAGCUCAAGGCAUUGAAACGGCGGAGGACAAAGAGAAAGGUGUUGUCGUGGUUGAGGCUUCCGGUGGUCAGGACGAGGGAGAAGCAAACCAGAAAAAGCCGGAAGGUACCAUAACGAUCGGAGAGGCUCUAGAGGCAACGGUUCUCACAGCAGGGAAUAAGCCGGUUGAAUGGAGUGAUGCAGCGGCCAUACAAGCUGCUGAGGUUAGAGCCACAGGACGGACCAACAUCAUGCCAGGCGGUGUUGCCGCUUCAGCUCAAUCAGCUGCCACUCUCAAUGCUCGAGCUAACUCCGAAGACGACAAGACCACGCUCGCAGAUGUUCUCACUGGAGCGAGUAGCAAAUUACCAUCAGACAAACCAGCAACGAGGAAAGAUGCGGAGGGAGUGACAGGAGCAGAGAUGAGGAACGAUCCUCAUCUCACUACUUACCCAACAGGUGUCGCCGCCUCCGUCGCUGCGGCUGCUCGGAUUAAUCAAGCCAAGUGAUACCAUUCUUCUUUCUUGGAAGCUACGUAACUAACUCUAUUGAGAAGGCAAAUAUGUAAACUAACAGCUAUAUGUAUAUAUAUGUUGAUGUAUAUAAGAUUUUGAAGCUUUUUAAGCUACAUUAGUUCAACAAAUAUCCAAGAAGAUCAGAAUGAAAUAGAUAAGUUAAACAAACAUGAUAAGAAACCUCUUUUAAGUAUUGUGUAUCCUCAGCGGGAAAAUUUGAAGAACAAUCUCAUGAAUAAAAGAGAGAUAAAACAGCACACAAUAAAUC